Penicillium brevicompactum is the source of this 1644-nucleotide messenger RNA. Its product is annotated as glycosyltransferase family 69 protein. The record is from RefSeq and is a predicted model, not a curated record. Bases 1 to 1644 code for a protein of 547 amino acids. Lineage: Eukaryota; Fungi; Ascomycota; Eurotiomycetes; Eurotiales; Aspergillaceae. The transcript has a single exon.
AUGGCUGCGGCUUCUCCCCCAACACCAGAUCAUUUUGCAGUUGAAACAAGGGGCAAAUCGCCCUCAUUUGUUCCCGCCAUGACCGCCCGAUUGCUCCAUCCCGAUGAAUGGGAGAUGGCCUCGCGAUCAUCGGUCGACUCGCAGGGUACAUUCAACCUCGACGAGGCCGAUUUUGAAUCUCAAGUCCCUCCCACAUCCCAAUUUGGCAAACGUCGACUGCCCUGGCUAUCUCGACUAUUUUCAACGGCUUCCACAGGAUAUCACCGUUUAAAGACCAACUCCAGACCGGCCCUCGCAGGUACCCCACGGCCAAGCUGCUCCCGCCGAUUCUGCAUCCGCCGCUGCUGUUACAUCCACGUCGUUGUCGGCAUCGUUUUCGUUCUUGCGCUGCUCACAUCGAUCCUCUUCCCCUCCUAUACGCACCCGCCAGCGCACUACGCCACGCUCCGCGAAUCCGUUCUUGGGGGCUCAUACUCUGGGCGCGGAAACCCGCGAGGCGAGAAGGUGUUUAUCGCGGCAAGUCUAUACGACAGUGGGGGUGAGCUUGCUCGGGGUCAAUGGGGAGAACAGUUGGUGGAUCUAAUUGAUCUGCUCGGACACGACAAUGUAUUCCUCAGUAUAUACGAGAAUGACAGUGGUGACGAGGGAGAGCGCGCACUCCGCGAGUUGGAAGAGAAAGUGAGAUGUCCAAAGUCGAUUGUGUCGGAAAAACACUUGGACCCAAAGACCCUUCCAACCGUGACGAUUCCUGGUGGCUCGAACCGGGUUAAGCGUAUCGAAUAUCUGGCUCAGGUACGGAACAAAGCGCUCCAGCCAUUGACCGACCUCCCGGAUAUGAAAUUUGAUAAGCUCCUAUACAUGAACGAUAUCUUAUUCCACCCUAUCGACACCGUCCAGCUCCUUUUCUCGACGAACGCCAACGAAGAGGGCAUUGCACAAUACCGCGCAGCGUGCGCCGUGGACUUUGACAAUCCUUUCAAAUUCUACGACACAUACGCAACUCGCGACCUCGAGGGCUACAGCAUGGGUCUUCCCUUCUACCCAUGGUUCACAACCUCCGGCAAAGGCGAGAGUCGGCGUGACGUGCUAGCCGGCAAAGAUGCUGUCCGGGUGCGCAGCUGCUGGGGUGGAAUGGUCGCUUUCGACGCGAAGUACUUCCAAUCCGGGUCGCCGCCAACUUCGCCCAACCCGGCACGUUUCCGCUCUGGUCACGAUCUCUUCUGGGAGGCAUCUGAGUGCUGUCUUAUUCAUGCAGACAUCCAGGAUCCUCAGACUGACGUCGACAAUAUCUCCGACACCGGUAUCUACAUGAAUCCCUUUGUGCGGACGGCCUACAACCACCGCACACUUUCAUGGCUGGGUGUCACUCGCCGUUUCGAAGGACUAUACUCCUUCCUCCACAAUCUGGGUAAUCACCUCGUUGGCUUGCCUUGGUACAACCCACGGCGAGCGGAGGUUCCUGGCCAGAACGUCCAAGAGACGGUUUGGAUCCCGGAUGCCAAGGUGGACGGCGGCGGCUCCUUCCAGCUUGUUGAUCGGGUUGCUGGCAAUGAUGGAUAUUGUGGACGCCGUGGUCUUCAGGUUAUUGUUGAAGAUCGCAAACCUGGACAAAAGGGCUUUGAAAAUAUUCCUGUUCCUUCAUAA